UUACCAGUCACUGGACAGCCUGCGAAGAGUAAGCGUCCCAAAGAACCUGGAGAAAACAAAAUUAGGCCUGUUAACAAGAAAGUAAAACCCAAGAAUGGCAAAAUGAAGGAGAGAGAGUCUGUGGACUCCUCUUUGAAGUCCCAGACCAUACUGACACAGGUGAUGGAUAAAGGUCAUUUCCAGAAACUAGCUGCCACCUUAAGCCUGGCUGCAGGACAAAGCAUAGAGCUGCGAUGUAAGGGGAGUAAUGUCACUUGGAGCUAUCCUUCUUAUUUAGACACCUUUAAAGACUCCAGACUCAGCAUAAAGCAGCUUGACAGGCACAGUCAGCUGAUCCUUGCAAACUCCACUGCAGCAGACACAGGUGAAUACAGCUGCUGGCUUCAGCUGUGCAAUGGUAACAAAUGCAGGAAGGAUGAGACUAAAACAGGGUCAACAUACAUCUUUUUCACAGACAAAGAGGAGCUUUUUGUACCUACUCCCAGUUAUUUUGAGAUUGUCUACCUGAACCCAGAUAAGCCUGCAGUCAUCCCGUGCCGUGUUACUACUCCUUCAGCAAAAGUGACUCUUCACAGGGAAUUUCCAGCAGAAGAAAUUGAAACAGAUGGAACUGAUAUUUUUUAUGAUGCAAAGAAGGGUUUUGUCUUCCAGCACCCUUCUUCUGAUCAUAAAGGUAUUGUCUACUGCAAAGCAGAGUCACAGGGAGCACCUCAGAUUUCCAUCAAAUAUCACCUACUAUAUGUGGAAGUUCCCAAGGGCCCACCCUCAGCCACCAUCACGGUGUCAUCGGCUAGAGCCGGACUCGGUGACGGAGUUCGUGUCGUCUGCACCGUCCUUGGGGAGCCAGAUGUGGAUGUGAGCUUCAGGUGGCAGUAUCCAGGGCAAGAGUCCGGGAGGCCUGUGAUUAUUCAAAACUUCUGGAGAUUGAUAAACAGAGGAAUUGGCCAUACUACAAGAAUCUCAAAGAGUGUUCUUCUGGUGGAGGAUUUUGAAGACACAGAUGUGGGAAACUUUGUUUGUAUAGCUCAGAACCUACAAGGAGAAACAACAGUAGCUACCAAAGUUGAACUGAAGUGAUAGAAAAGACAUCUGUAUGUUAUUUGACAUUAUAGCCAUUAAUUUUCUUUAUUAAUGUUUAAAUGUAACUUCUCUCUCAGUGUUUCUUUUAUAUGUCAGUGCAUUUCAUGUUGACUAGCUUGGCAGGCCACAACAGAGUUGACUCUGUCCAGCAGUAGUGAGUAGUGAGCUAAUGAAACUACAGUGAAGCAGUAAAGUGUAAGUCUGAACAUGCCUAGGGUGUGUGCAUGUUUGCAAACAGGUGCUCUUUGGGCUUUCCUUUGCACAUGGCCUUUCCCUCAGACUCUUGCAGGAGGUCAGCCUACUCUGUGGAAUGUGCAAUUUUAACAUUAAGAGUACUGUACACGUUUAAAACAACAACAAAAAAGCAAACUAAAAAACCUUGUAACAAAGUUAGCCAAUAGCAGUUGUUUAUUUUGCAAGAAUAAUUAAAUUUCUGAACAUUAUGAAAACAUAAAUGUGUGUGUGCUCAUUUUCAUAGGUGUGUAAAGACAAACCCAAAAUUUUCUCUCCAGGUGAAGAUGAAUACCCUCUAGGACCUUAAUAUAUAUUUAAUAUCUCCAGAGACUUGUAAGUAGUUGGGUAUGCUCGAUUUUCCUCAUGGUGCUGCAUUGUUACACCCUUACAACAUGUAGGUUACUUAAUAGUUCACUCCUCUUUGGAUGUCUGGUGUUAUGUUUAAUAAAUUAUGUAGCAAAUUAUGGUUUUUAAAGGUAAAACUUGCAUUUAUUUAUAUAUUAGCAUUUACAGAACAAAAAAAAAAGGCAAAAAAAGCAAACAUUAGAAUAAUGUUCAGUUUUACAGGAGAAUUUCCUCUUAGGUUAAUAACAAGUUCAACUUCAUUGUAUUAAUUUACUUAGGAGAAAAGGAAAGAUAUUUUCAUUUACACAGAACUAUACCUGGAUAAAUAAGCCACUGUUUUUCUCACCCUGGGUUCAGUUACCAGUACAAAGAAAGAGCUUGCCAGAGGAGAAGGUAAGAACUUGAUAACAACAUUGUUGGACAUUUUGGCAAUGUUUGGUUUUUUUUCUCAGUCUCAAGCACCAUCUUUAUGUGGGCUAGAACUUUAAAUACAAAUCCACUCCUUAGUAGUGAAAUGACAAAACACAUUUAAUGCAAGCCAUGUUACUUACAAGGCAAGUGAAAACCAACUUAUUCUGAACAGACAAGGAAACAAAGCAGGAGCUGGUCCCUUGGUCACACACUUCCCUCUGUUUCAGCCUGAGUUUGGAAUUCCUGAACUUUCUUCUCCUGAAGGCCUGAGGCAGCCCUGUGCUCCAGCUAAUUCAGACCUUUGAGCAGAAGUGUGCAGCACUGUUUGGAGCAGUGGCAGCUCUAAGUGCUAAUGUAGAAAUGGCAGCUUCCCAAUAAAAUCAAUAGUCUGAUUAGUAGAGUAGCUAAUGAAAACAUUGGGCAAGUUUGCUGAAUGCCUUUUCUUCAGCAUGCAGGAACCUAAACCAAUUUAACUGAUAAGAGAAAUACCCCCAUGGUAAAGACUGAAAUGGUUCCAUGCAGGUCUCAUGUGAUAGCCUACAUGGGGAACAUUCCCCAGGAACUUUUUUUUAUCUCUGGCCUCUGAAAAUAAGAUAGCUGGAAAAAAAAAGAGCAUGCAAUAGAACUGACUUUGAAGGUGUAAGAGGUGAGAUUAAUCUGUUAAAAUGUGUCAAGAACAU
Messenger RNA from Zonotrichia albicollis (white-throated sparrow), 2750 nucleotides. NCBI's taxonomy places the organism in Eukaryota, Metazoa, Chordata, Aves, Passeriformes, Passerellidae. The record is from RefSeq and is a predicted model, not a curated record.